ACUGACAAACUUGACAGAGGCAAAAGUACAGUUCAAUUUUUCAUGCAGUUUUUAACAAGGUUCAUAAAUUCGUAAAACAUUUAACAUUUGUUUAGUUGAUUGACUAUUAUAAUGAGCCUAUGAGAUUUUCACUGAACAAAAUAUGUCUCAUACUCUUAAAUUAUUUUAUAGACAAACACAUUUCUUCCUCAAUAUAACCACACCGGUGAGAUGUAGUGCAAACCAAUAUCCAAUCCGGAUUUUAGCUAGUGGUAUCAGCUAUCAAAGUAACCCAGCUUGGAAUACAUUGAACAGCGUGAAGCGUAAUAGUAUAUCAUCGUGUCAAUUACGAAAUUACGUUAAACCUGAAGGGAGCAAUGACUGUGACACACCUGAGAAACCCACACCCCCAGAAAAACAAGGGUUAUUCCAAAAGUUUAAGGAUAUGUACAAAAACUACUGGUAUGUCUUAGUACCCGUGCACAUGGCUACAUCUGCGGUUUGGCUGGGUUCUUUCUAUUAUACUGUGAGAAGUGGUGUAGAUAUAAUACCUAUGCUAGAAACAAUGGGGAUCAGUGAGAAACUGUUAGAGCCAUUGAAAAACUCGUCUGCGGGCUAUUAUGCUCUUACUUUUGCUCUGUAUAAAAUAGCCACACCCCUUCGAUAUGCUGUCACUGUUGGUGGCACAACUCUUGCUAUUAGAAAGUUAACAGCACUGGGCUGGAUAAAACCAGUGCCAUCAAGACAGCAAUUCAAGGUGAUGCUGCAAGAAAGAAAGGAAGGCUUGCAGGAUCGGUUCAAUGAGAGUAAGGCCCACUACCGAACACAGAUGCGGCAGCAGGGCACAAAGGUUAUGGACGAAAUGCGACGAUAUAAAACCGAAAUACGAAACAUGAAGAAUAAAGUCAAGAAAAUGUGAGACUAACUAAAUAUAAAAUUUGUGUAGUGAGUUAGGGCUUGGCCAAGCUUUAAUUAAAGGUUAAAAGUGGUCAAAUCUAAUACUUCUAAAUAUCAUCAGGUGACAACCAAAAGUCACUAAUUACUUCCACAAGAUCAAUUCAGAGCCAUAGGGAAUAGUGAACCAAAGUAGUACAAAUCAAAGUUGAUUCUUGUUCAAUUAUUUUUUUGUAAUUAUACACCAGUUUUGUGUCACCUGACAACAUAGUAGAUUUUGAACAUUUAAGACUCAGCUGAGACCUAACUUACUUUGCUAGGUAAAGGCCAUGACUAAAUCUUCAUCCUAAGCUAGUAGUUGUUGUAUGAGAAAGUGUUACACUUCUGUGAUACACAAUGUAAUUUACAAGUAUUGUUCUUGAAUUUCCAUUUUACAAUUAUAUUUUAAUUAAGUAUCUACUCUGAAGAACUAGUUUUGCAGGAGUUGAUACUAAAAUUCAUGAUAUUGUAAAGUGUGGGUAAUGUGGUAACUGUCCAUUAUAAAUCAAUACGAAUUUUAUAGAAAUUACUUAAAUGAAAAUAUUUUAAUGAAUUUCACUGUUACAUAUAUAUUUAUAUAUGGGCCAAAGGAAUGUUGAGUGUAAAAGGUUACUUAUAAAAUAGGAUCCUUUUAAAUUAUUAAACAAUUUAUAAAAUUUUGAAAGAUUUAUUGUUUAAAUAUUAUUAUUUAAAUAUUAAAAAGUUAUGCCUUAACAAACCAUCUUUAUUUUGUAUAAAAGGGCUAAAUAAUCACAUUUUUCCUCAGCAAUAUGUACAGAUUAUAAAACAACCUAAAAUUAAGUACACAACAAGACAGCACGGAACUGGAAUGUAUAGGAGCGCCAUCAUGAAUGUAUGGAUAUGACAUU
This is a messenger RNA of Cydia strobilella, 1781 nucleotides long. RefSeq lists its product as uncharacterized. Gene Ontology annotation, cellular component: mitochondrion. The transcript has 3 exons. The coding region runs from base 143 to 898 and encodes 251 amino acids. The record is from RefSeq and is a predicted model, not a curated record. Lineage: Eukaryota; Metazoa; Arthropoda; Insecta; Lepidoptera; Tortricidae.